UGGUCACACAGAAUUCCGAUUAAAACGUGCGCCGGCUUUUUCCGCGUAAACAUUGGUCAUUCGUAUAUCCAGGGAUAGAUCUUGGAUAUUCCUAGCAGCAUGGGACCCAGCAAGAUUCCCCCACUGACCUACAAGGUCGUGGCGGAGUGCUCCGUCUCCAAGGCCCGGGCGGGAUUGAUGACCCUCAGGCACAGUGAGGUGAAUACUCCGGUCUUUAUGCCCGUGGGCACCCAGGGUACCUUGAAGGGCAUCCUGCCGGACCAGCUCAUCGAGCUGAACUGCCAAAUCCUGCUGGGCAACACCUACCACCUGGGCCUGCGUCCUGGCAUUGAGACCCUCAAGAAAGCCGGAGGUCUCCACAAGUUCAUGGGCUGGCCCAGGGCUAUCCUGACGGAUUCUGGUGGCUUCCAGAUGGUUUCCCUGCUGCAGCUGGCCGAGAUCGAUGAGCACGGUGUGAACUUCCGCUCACCCUUCGACAACAGCCAAUGCAUGUUGACGCCGGAGCACUCGAUUCAAAUCCAGAAUGCCAUCGGUGCGGAUAUUAUGAUGCAGUUGGAUGACGUGGUGAAAACCACCACAGUCGGUCCCCGCGUGGAGGAGGCCAUGGAGAGGACUAUCCGCUGGGUGGACCGCUGCAUAGAGGCACAUGCCCGGGAUGAUGAUCAGUCGCUGUUUCCCAUUGUCCAGGGGGGCUUGGAUGUGCCCCUGCGACAACGUUGCGUUUCUGCCCUGAUGGAACGCCAGGUGCGAGGCUUCGCCGUGGGCGGAUUGAGUGGCGGCGAGAGUAAACACGACUUCUGGCGGAUGGUGGAUGUGUGCACUGGCUACUUGCCCAAGGAUAAGCCGCGUUAUCUGAUGGGCGUGGGCUUCGCUGCGGAUCUGGUGGUCUGUGUGGCCCUAGGCAUCGAUAUGUUCGACUGCGUCUUUCCCACCCGCACAGCUCGAUUUGGCUGUGCCCUGGUGGACAGUGGACAACUCAACCUGAAGCAACCAAAGUACAAACUGGACAUGGAACCCAUCGACAAGGACUGCGAGUGCAGCACCUGCAAGCGAUAUACACGCUCGUAUCUGCACAACAUUGCCACCAACGAGAGUGUCUCCUGCUCUCUGCUGAGCAUCCACAAUGUGUCGUAUCAGCUGAGAUUGAUGAGGAGCAUGCGGGAGGCCAUCCAGAGGGAUGAGUUCCCACAAUUCGUCCAGGAUUUCAUGACGAGGCACUUUAAGGCCGAACCUAUUCCGGCUUGGAUACGGGAAGCUCUGGCAGCUGUGAAUAUUCAGUUGGCGGCGGAUCCGGAGGGGGAGAGUGAGCAGGAGCUGAAGCCAAAGACAGACAAGAGGCAGGAGAAGGAGGAAGUGGCAGAGGAGCAGGUGGCCACCAGUUAACAUUACAAAAGAUUGGACGUUCAACCAGUAACCACUAAUGAGGCAUAAUUAGGAAACCUUAAAAUACCUUGAAGACAUUUUACAAUUGCUUGUACUUAGUAUAGAAACAAACAACUUAAUAGAAAUUUAAGAAGAAAGUAAAACAAAAUUCAAUUCAAAACAGAAGCUCUACUAAAUUAAAACCCCUAACAAAGUA
This is a messenger RNA of Drosophila biarmipes, 1579 nucleotides long. It is a transcript of the gene Tgt, whose product is annotated as queuine tRNA-ribosyltransferase catalytic subunit. Gene Ontology annotation, molecular function: tRNA-guanosine(34) queuine transglycosylase activity. NCBI's taxonomy places the organism in Eukaryota, Metazoa, Arthropoda, Insecta, Diptera, Drosophilidae. The record is from RefSeq and is a predicted model, not a curated record. The transcript is spliced from 2 exons. Gene Ontology annotation, cellular component: cytosol. The coding region runs from base 100 to 1383 and encodes 427 amino acids.